AUGUACUACAACGAUUAGUAGAAGUAUGAUUAGAGGAGAGCUAAUUUAGACUUGAAUGAAAGUGCUUUAAGAACAGAAAUAACUCCUGAAGGUGUGUUUCAACAAUUUUACUCUUCAGAAUUGGAUCAAAUCAUUUAGUACAAAUUAAUAAUAAAGCAGGAAGGAGUUCUAGAAUCCAAAAUAUCUAUAAGAGAUUUCAUUAGAUGGAACAAAGUUCAAGUAUUAGAAUGAACAAUUUGAUUAUUCAUUUCCACUUUAAUCGUAAACAUUGUACUAUAAACCAAAACUGAAAGAUAUAUUUGAAUUUGAAGUAUUCCCUCAUACAAGACCUAAUCCAAAGUGUUUGGCAGUAUAAAAAAAUAAGAUUGCAAUAGCUUAUGCAGAAUCUUUGUAAAUAUGGAAUAAGAAAAAAGAGAAAGAGUAUAUACUACAAUUAGGUGAGAUAUCAUGUAUGGAUUUUAGUAAGGAUGGAAAUUUAUUAAUUUGUGGUUAAAAUAAAACUAUUUUAUUGAUAGAUAGUAAUAAAGGUAUUUUGGUAUAAACAUUUCCAAAUAUUCAUAUACAAAGAAUAAUAGUAAUAAAAUGUAUUUGGAAAAAUAAAGAGGAGUAGUUUGUAACAACUUCAAUAGACGCAUCAGGAUAAUCUUUAUUGAUUAAUUAUACAAAGAGCAUAUUCAGUUAUUCAAUAGAUGAAUGGGAAUUGCUUGAUACAAUGUAAUUUCCAACAGGAUCAAUGAAAUAUAUUUAAAUGACAGAGAAUCGUAUAUUAAUAGGAAUCAAUAGUAUUUAAUUUUUUUGGGUUGUUUAUGUUGAAAUCACAAAUACUAAAGAGAUAAUGUUUAAAUUGGUUUAUGAAUUUAAGAAUCCAAGAAAAGUGAGAGAUUCAUCAAUAUUUAAAACAUCUUGUGCUAUAGGGAGAGGUCUUGUGAGAAUAAAAGAUUAAUUGUAGAGAAGAUAUGUAAUUGCAUUUGUAUGGGAUAAUAAAUUGCAUCAUUUAGUUUUGGAGAAUGACAGAUAAAUUGAAUUGGGUUCAUCAAUAUUUCAUAGAUCUUAAUAUAUAAAUACAGGGAGUUUAGUGUAUGAAUGUGAAUUUUUGAAGGAUUCUCUUUAUUUAUUGUACUCUGAAAAAGGAAUAAUAAUUAUGAAUACUCUUCAUAUUGAUAUGAAUUUAUCAGAAUAAUAGUUAAGUUCAAUUAAACAUUAAUAUUUUGAUAAUCCAGGAUAUAGGCCUACAGGAUAUUAAUUUAGAAGGUGUAAAACAUUAAUGAAAAAAGUUACUCAAUAAUAUGUCAAACUAAAAUUGUACAAUGAUCCCAUUUGUAAUUAUAGUCAACAAUUUUCUCAUUAUAAUGCUCUUUUUAAUGAUAGAUGCAUUUAAAGUAGUUUGGUUGGGCAAGCAAAGAUAGUAAAAUAUUUAAUUCAAGAGGAAGAGUGGCUUUAUUGUAUGAAUUAUGUAUUGAGUUUAUAUUUGGGUUUUAAUGAAUUUUACAGUGAGUUUAUAGAAUUGAAUAAGGAUGAAAGAUAUUCAUUAAUAAAACAUAGUGUUGAAGAACUAUCAUUGAAAUAUAUAAAGGUUUGUAUGUAACUGAUUCAGACUAAUAUUUCAGCUAUGUAGGAUGCUAGUAAGUAUAAAUUGUAAGAAUUGAAGAUGACUAAUCAGAUUAUGUUAUCAAUAUUGAUAGAAUUUUUGUUGAAGUGUGAUUCAUAUGAUUUGUUAUUUGAAAGGAUUAUGAAUGAUGUCAAUCAAAGUCUAAAAGAUAAUCAUUAGUUUUUUUUAUAUUGUUUAUAACCAUUUUAUUAAUAAAAGUAUGUAAGAAGGAUUCCUAUGAGUAUGUUGAAUAAAAUUAUUGAAAUAUACAUUAAUGAAAAAAGAUUAGAUUUAAUUUAGAUGUUAAUUUAAUCUUUGGAUCAUAAGAUAAUAAAAUCUGAUCAAUUAAUUAAGAUUUGUUUGAAGUAUGGAUUAAUGAAGAGUCUAGCAAUAAUUUGUUUUCAAGGGGAUAUGGAAUAAUACUUGACUCCAAUCUUAAAAAUUUGGUCAGUUAUUUUAACAAUGAUAGAGAAAUCUCAAUUUGAGACUUGUAUUUAUUAUGCAUGUAGAGCAUUGGCUAUCAUAAAAAUGAUCUUUAUUAAUAAUGAUGCUUUGGGGGAUAUAAUGGAUGAGAAAAAAUAAAUAGAGAUCAAAAAAUAAUUGGUCACUUGGUUAUUAAAUGAUUAGACUAUAGAAAAAUUAAUGACUCUGUAAACAAUAUCUACAUUUGAAGUUUUGUUAAAGGUUUUGGAAUACUAAAAGCAAUAUGAUAAUAGUAAUUUUAGUAGAACUAUGUUAAUCAUUAGUAAAGUGAUAAGUGUGAUAUAAGCAGGAGAAAAUGAGUUUUAAAAAUCAUUUUAAUAAAUUUACAAACAGGAGAGUUUUUUGGAUGAUUUGCAAAUUUAAUUUAUAUUAUUUUAAAUAAGAUACUUUAUUAGUUUUGGAGGACAUGGUUCCAGAAUAGUUGAAUUUUUAAGUUAUUUGUUAAAGAAUCCACAAGUAUUUUGUUGGAUUUAUUUUACUGAAUUAAUUGAUAGUAUUAAAGAUGAUUAAAAAAUGAAAGAUUUAGUGUAAUAAUGGUAUUAUAAAAAAGAUAUAAUAGAAUUUUUGAAAUGUUAAUAUUUUAUAAAUAUAGCAAUAAAAUUGGAAUAGGAAAUAUCAAGUGCAGUUUUAGGAUUGAGUUAUGAAGCAGAUUUCACAACAUUUUCAAUGAUUAGUGUAUAUUUUGCUGAGAGAAAGAAAGAGUAUACUAGAGCAUUUAAUUUCUUUUUGACUUCACAAAAUAGAUUUGUAAGAAGUCUUGUAUUUGAUUGGGUUGAGAAGAGAAUGAAGGAAUUGCAGGAAUCAGAUCAAGAUAAUUUUAAUCAAAUGAAAUCAGCUUUAAUAUUGAAGAUUAGUGAUUUAAUACAAAUAGAUUGGAAUAAAACUAGAAUUAUAUUUUCAAAUUAUAAUAGUGAAUCAGAGAAGGUAGUAAUUGAGAAAUUAUCUUAAUUUCCAGAAUUACAAUUACAAUAUAUUGAAAAUGUGAUUAAAAGAGAGAGAGAAUUAGGUAAUAAAUUAGAUUCCAACUUUCUAAUAAUCAAUAUAUAAUUAUUAUGCUAAUUAAAUCCUGACAAAAUAAUUGAAGAAGUUUCAUAACAUGAUUAUCCCUUAGAGGAGAUAUUAGAGCCUUGCAAAUAAUUUAAAAUAUUACCAGCUUAAGCUUAUAUUUUAGAGAGAAUGGGAAGGAUAGUAGAAUCAGUUUCAAUUUCAUGUUAAAUACUUAGAUAGAUUAUAUAAAAGCAUAAAACUGAAUUAGAUUAAAAUUAUAAGUUAUCAAUGAGAUUAGGUGGAGGAUCAGAUGAACAUCAUAAACUUGCUAAUUUAAAAGUUUUAUUUCCUAUGGGGAAGAAGAAAUAGAAGGGUGGUUAAGCUUAGCAAGAUAUUAAUAUUAUGAAACCAUUUGAAGAUGCUAAGUUGGCUGCUACUAAUGAGAUAGUUGCUUAGAUUUAGAAAAUUGUAAAGGUUUGUAAGAAUGAUAAAUUUGAAAAGAAUGAAGAGAAAUGGUAUACUUUAUUAGAUCAAUUAAUUGAUAUAAGAGAUAAUUUAAUAUUUGAUAGUCCAUCUUAGAAUUUUAUGAAGCAUAGUAUAUUCACAACUCAAAUAUGUCAUAUAUUUGCAACAAUUGCAGAGGUUUCUAAUUUAGGAUCUCUAAUUUAUUAAUUAUCAAAUAGAUAUAAUAAUUUAGAUUUAGGAUAAUUAAAGAAGGCAUUUUAGGAAAUAAUUCAAAAUUACUUAUAUACUUAGCAUUUGUAAUCAAAUGUUUAAUUUUUAUUAAUGAAUGAUAUUUAUGAGAAAUUAAGUGUUUAUAUACAAAGAUCUAAGAUUGGUAUAACAAGUAAUAGAGUUUGUUAUAAAAAUAAAACAGAGUAGAGUUUAGAUGGAGAUUGCAAAAUUAGUAAUGAUGAUUUUGUAGUUUUUGAAUGUAAACAUAAUUAUCAUAAGAAAUGUGUAAUGAUGUAUUAAGGAGUGGCAUUUUGCAAUUUAUGUUUCAAAAUAGAUCAAACAUACUCGUAUAAAUUAAUGAAUUCUAAGAUUUUAGAAGGUGCCACAAAUUUAGAAUAGGAUGAUAAUGAAUUAUUGAAAGAAGAGAUUGAGAAUGUGAACAAAUUCAAUAAUUAGUCAAGUUAGUAAAAUAGUGAUGAUGUAAAAUUCAUACCAAAAGUAUCAGAAGAAACAAUUGAAAAGAGAGUAUGGUAUUAUUAUUAUUAUAGAAAAAAAGAGUGAAUAAACUUUAUUAUUUUGACAGAAAGAGAAAUGACAAUUAUAAUAUAAUGGAGGAAACCAAUAAAGAUAUUGAUUAUUUUAAUAAUCAGAAUGAAAUGAAAAGGAAGAAAUAAGAGAUGGAAGAGAAAUAAUAGAAACUAAAUAAAAAAAGAAAAUGA
Molecule: messenger RNA, 4452 nt
Organism: Paramecium pentaurelia
Lineage: Eukaryota; Ciliophora; Oligohymenophorea; Peniculida; Parameciidae
Source: the annotation of a GenBank genome assembly